CCAGUCCGACUGUCCACUUACCACCAAUACUGCCCGCUGGCCACGUCCCUCAGUGCCACAUCCCCAAGGCUCUGGAACACCUCCACGGACGAUGACCCCACCACCUCCCUGGGCAGCUGUGCCACUGCAGCACCAUUCUUUCAGCUAAGUUUUUCCCAAUAUCCAACCUAAAGGAGGGCUGUGUCCCCAGGCACGUGGCGUUCAGCCAGCCCACAGCCAUGUACACACCCUCCACGUUACAGAGCCUUGCUAUUGCAUGUUUGCCUCUGCUUGCCAGCCAGCUCCCACACACAGCAGCUCUGCAGCUCCCUUGAUAAACCAGCUUUCCAUGGUUAUUUUCAUUGGGAGCUCCAGCCUUGCAGAAGCAUCUCUCCCAGAUCUCAUUCCACCACUGCACCGCCUACACGUAAUGAUCAGACGAAUCUAAACUCUCCUCCACAACAUCGAGUGUCAUUUGCUCAUUUACUGCACUGUGCAACGCUCCUCUGGUUGACUCUGGGCUGAAGGAUGGAGCUAUUGCUUCUUCACUACCCAUUUACUUUUCUGCUCAUUGCAGUUCUAAUCCUUUGCUGGAGGUACCCUACAUUCAAAUACUUCUUCAAGAUGACCUUCUACCAGGUGUGGAUCUUCACCAUCAGCUUUCUGGUUGUUAUCCUUGCUCUUCCUCGUGGUCGCAGCUUUGAAAACAUAAAGAUUCUGCGCACGGCGAUUCUUACAGUCAAAUAUGCCCUUGGUGUCAAGAUUGUGGUGAAGGGCAAGGAGAACCUCAGGACUAAGAAGCCUUGUGUACUUGUGUUGAAUCACCAGAACUCCCUGGACGUUAUGGUGAUUAUGCAGAUGAUACCAAAUCGCUGUGUGCCCAUUGGAAAGAAGGAAAUACUGUACAUGGGCCCCUUUGGCCUCGCAUGCUGGUUUUCGGGCAUCGUAUUCAUUGACCGCAAGAAGAGGGAAGAGUCCAUCGCUGUCCUGACAGAGAUGGCACACACCAUGCGCAAAGAUAAUUUCCAUGUCUUGAUCUUCCCUGAAGGAACUCGCAAUCACAGUGGCUCCAUGCUGCCAUUCAAACGUGGGGCCUUCCAGUUGGCCGUGAGAGCCCAGGUUCCCAUUGUUCCUGUAGUGAUCUCUUCCUACAACAGCUUCUACAGCCAGAAGGAGAAGAGAUUCACAUCAGGGACAAGCACCAUCCAGAUCUUACCACCAGUGGAGACCGUUGGCCUGAGCUCAGAUGAUGUUCCCAAGCUCACCGAGCAGGUCCGUGACUCCAUGAUGAAUGCCUAUCAGAGGAUAUCAGGAAUGACAAAUGGGGGUUCCCAUGAAUGACCCCACAACCACAAAAAGGCCUGGAAGCAGAAAACUCAAAGGACUGCAAGCCUGACAGGGAUAGGCAAAAGCAUGGAAUCAUUUGAUUUGGAAGGGACUCUUAGAGCCAUCUGGUCCAACACCCACAGCCCCAUCAGUGCUCAGAGCCCCUCCAACCUAACGUUGGGUGUCUGCAGGGAUGGGGCACCCACCAUAUCUCUGGGCAACCUGUGCCAGUGCCUCACCGCCCUUACUGUACAGAUCUUUCUCCUUGUAUCCAAUCUAAAUCUCCCUUCUUGUCCUGUCACAACAGCCCCAGCUAAAGACUCCAUCCCCUUUCUUACAGCCCCUUUUGAUACUGAAGGCCACUCUCGGCUCUUCCCAGAGCCUUCUCCUCUCCAUGCUGCACAGCCCAGCUCUCAGCCUGUCCUUGUAGGGAUGUGUUCCAUCAUUUUUGUGGCUCUCCUCUGGACACACUCCAACAGCUCCAUGUCUCUCCUGUGCUGAGCACUCCCCACCUGCGUGCAGUGCUCCAGGAGAUGUCACAGUGCAGAGCAGAGGAGCAGAUCCCCUCCCUGCCCUGCUGGCCACACUGCCUUGGAUGCACCCAGGGGACGGUUGGCUUUCUGGGCUGUGAGGGCACGCUGCUGGCUCGUGCCCAGCUGCCACCCACCAGUACACCCAGGUCCUUUUUGGCAGAGCUGUGCUCCAUCCCUACACCCCCCAGCUUGUACUGAUAGCAGGGGUUGCCAUGACCCAGGUGCAGGUGCCCACCGUUUAUCCUGUCCAGGUCUCUCUGGAUGGCAUCCCAUGCCUCAGGCACAUUGACCACACCACACAGUCUGGUGUGAUCCAUUAACUGCUGAGGGUGCACUCGAUCCCACUGUUAAUGUCAUUGAUGGAGGCUAUAAAGAGCUCCAGUCCCAGCACUGACCCGUAAGGGACAUCGCUCAUCACUCGUCAUAUUGACCACCACUCUCUGGGUAUGGUCUCACAACCAGUUGCUCAUCCAUUGCACAGUCCACCCACCCAGUCCCUACCUUUCCAAUUUGGAGAGAAGGAUGUUGUGGUGGACCGUGUCAAAAAAAGAAAAGCCCACAGAAAGAAGAAGAACAUUUAAGUAGAAGUGUUGAAAUGGUGGUCACCUUCCUUCCUGAGAACUGUGCUGCCUGAGCUCUAUGGAUGGACUCAAUGGACAACUGGACAAUACUUUGUAAUCUUAACCCUGAGAGCUUCUCUCCAUCUUGGAACCCAGGCAGAGGUGGAUCUUUACUGUGACCAUUGCUGUGUGCUUGAUCACCUUUUCUCACUAAAAGCCAACAAGAUGGAGGCAUUUAUCCCAGAGCCCGUGGCCAUUCUGCCUCAGCAAUUGCUUGUCUUGCAGUUAGAAGGUCCCUUGCCUCUCCUUUUACACAAAGGGAGGUUUUGUGUUCCAUGAUUGGUCAGAUCUUGAAAGCAUGAAGGGAAUGUGUCCACAGGACUUAGAGGUCAGAGGCAAACUGCAGAAAUACAUCACCUGAAGCCCUUGUCUUGCCCUGAAAAUCUCAUUAUUUUUUUACACAAUGUAUUUUUCGAUCCACAUCCGCUAUGGGAGCUGCAGCUCCUGAUUUCUGGAAGCUUCCUGUUUUUUCCCUGUCUUCUCUACGUCCUCAACAGAGUUUCUGUUGGAGGUGAGGGAGAACAGAGUGCCAAUAAGAUAUGAAAUAAAUACAUUUUAAAAGCUCGA
Molecule: messenger RNA, 3025 nt
Organism: Gallus gallus (chicken)
Lineage: Eukaryota; Metazoa; Chordata; Aves; Galliformes; Phasianidae
Gene: AGPAT1
Product: 1-acylglycerol-3-phosphate O-acyltransferase 1
Exons: 6
Coding region: 508-1320 (270 amino acids)
Biological process (GO): phosphatidic acid biosynthetic process
Cellular component (GO): membrane; endoplasmic reticulum
Molecular function (GO): 1-acylglycerol-3-phosphate O-acyltransferase activity
Source: RefSeq, a predicted model, not a curated record